Molecule: messenger RNA, 552 nt
Organism: Arxiozyma heterogenica
Lineage: Eukaryota; Fungi; Ascomycota; Saccharomycetes; Saccharomycetales; Saccharomycetaceae
Gene: CPR3
Product: peptidylprolyl isomerase CPR3
Exons: 1
Coding region: 1-552 (183 amino acids)
Biological process (GO): protein peptidyl-prolyl isomerization; protein folding
Molecular function (GO): peptidyl-prolyl cis-trans isomerase activity
Source: RefSeq, a predicted model, not a curated record
AUGUUCAAAUCUAUUUCUAUGAAUCGUCGUCUUUUCUCUACUAAUGUCGUUAGUAUGGCCAAAAAAGUGUAUUUUGAACCAGCUGUUAAUGGAACCAAGAUCGGUAGAAUUGAAUUUACUCUAUAUGAUGAAAUUGUUCCAAAGACGGCCGAAAAUUUCAGGGCCUUAUGUACUGGUGAAAAGGGUCAUGGUUAUAAAGGUACCGCUUUCCACCGUGUUAUCCCACAAUUUAUGAUUCAAGGUGGUGACACUGAUCAUAUGAGAGGUUUCGGUGGUAAGUCUAUCUAUGGUGCUAAAUUUCCAGAUGAAAAUUUUGUCAAGAAACAUACUAGACCAGGUCUAUUGUCCAUGGCUAAUGCUGGUCCAAAUACUAAUGGUUCUCAAUUCUUUAUCACUACUGUCCCAUGCCCAUGGUUAGACGGCAAACAUGUUGUUUUCGGUGAAGUUAGUAAAGGUAUGGAUAUUGUUAAACAAAUUGAAUCACACGGAUCUUCAUCUGGUCAACCAAAAGCUGAUAUUGUUAUUGAAUCCUGUGGUGAAAUUACAGAUUAA